AUGAGCCCCGAAAGCAGUAUGUUUGCAUCCAACAUCCCCAUAGACCCGGAGAAUGCUUGGGAGACACCCGAGCCACUGCAGCAUCGGUGGGAUACGGUGUACAAGGAAGUGACUCUGGAGCAGCAGGCGUUCCCCUUGGAGCCGGCUCUUCGUAAGAAUGUGGGCUCGUAG
This is a messenger RNA of Penicillium maclennaniae, 171 nucleotides long. RefSeq lists its product as uncharacterized. The record is from RefSeq and is a predicted model, not a curated record. The coding region runs from base 1 to 171 and encodes 56 amino acids. The transcript is spliced from 2 exons. Lineage: Eukaryota; Fungi; Ascomycota; Eurotiomycetes; Eurotiales; Aspergillaceae.